Rangifer tarandus platyrhynchus (Svalbard reindeer) is the source of this 324-nucleotide messenger RNA. NCBI's taxonomy places the organism in Eukaryota, Metazoa, Chordata, Mammalia, Artiodactyla, Cervidae. The record is from the annotation of a GenBank genome assembly.
AUGAGAAAUGUGGAUGAGAGUAAUCGCCCCAGUGAAGAGUCAGCUGAUUCCAGACAUGUGACUAAACACAGGUGCAUUCAACACAGUCACCUAGCCGGCCCCCAGUUGACUGCACAUUCCAGCGAGGAGAUUGAGAGCGCCUUCCGGGCCCUGAGCUCCGAAGGGAAGUCUUACGUGACCAAGGAGGAGCUGUACCAGAACCUGACUCGGGAACAAGCUGACUACUGCGUCUCCCACAUGAAGCCCUAUGUGGACGGCAAGGGCCGCGAACUCCCCACUGCUUUCGACUACGUCGAGUUCACCCGCUCGCUCUUCGUGAACUGA